AUGAAUGCGUUCACUGAAAGAAAGGCUUCAUACAAGCAACCACCCAAUAGCAUCACGGACAGGAUGCUGUCGCAGAACGCUCGACGUGCUAAAGCAUUAGGAGAGCAAAAACGAAGACGAGCACAGCGCAUCGAAUCUGAACGUCAUAUUGAUCUUUUCGCAGAUCUUACCCUUGGGCCUUCUGAUGACGAAGUCGAUAUAAAGCGCCGAGGGCAUCAAUCCACUGCUGAUGAGGAUACGAUCGUGCGAGAGGGUGUAGGCCAAUUCGCCACUUUACUUCAACCAGGACCUUCUGUCUCCGCACCAGAACCUCAUGUCGAGGAUAUACCUGAUGCAUCCAUGGAAGUUCGAAAGAAACAGAAAAAGAGAAAGGGGCACACGAAGGCACAGCCGCAGCCAAAGGUGAAGAAACCGAGCCCCUGGGCAGACAGGUGCAUGUAUGCGGAGCUUUUAGAGAUGAAAGAGAUGGAGCCGUGGGUUAUGGCGAGUGAGAGAGGAGAAGGACAUGCCGACGGGCUGCCGGACGAUUUACAGACAGGCUGGGUUGCCGUUGCGCCUGUUCCGGUGGGGAAGAGGUGUCUCGCGGUUUCCCACUUUGGGAGUGGUGUCGUGGGUGUCGUGCCUAACACGACCUUACGAUCGAGGGUGCUUGGGAAGCCGCUCAUGCCGAGGUUUCCCUCGCCCUUACCGUCUGACACGGUACUUGACUGCAUCCUGGAUCAAAACUGGAAGGUCAACGGCGUGAUUCAUGUGCUCGACGUGCUGAAGUGGAAGGGCCAAGAUGUGGCAGAUUGCGAAACGUCUUUCAGAUUCUGGUGGAGAGAUACCCGCCUUUCUGAGCUUCCUCCUCCGAGACCACCGACAAAUGUCGCACCAAUUGCGCCGACCAGCAACACAUUAGGUGGCGUUGCAGAAGGAUAUCACUUCCCAUACCCGACAUCAUUUUUGCCCGUUUCGUAUCACGUAGACACAACGGCUGCGAACCUUAUAUCCCAUGUCAUACCCCUCGCACGAUCCCCUUACACUGUCAGCGUCUCGGUCCCAGUGUCUGCGCCGCAUCCGCAAAGCGAGGCUGCUAUGGACGUGGAGACCACACAACCAACAGUUCGGUCAAUACAGACGGACGUCAAGUCGGACGGUCUCUUGCUCUAUGUCGCGCAGGCGAUAUACGAACCAGGGACAAGCCCGUUGAGUAGCUGGGUGCCGAUUACUGGGCCCAUUCAAGAGGAUGUAAAAGCAGGUGAGUCCGGAUUAGAGAUGCCUAUCGAUCAGGCAGAAAGCGCUAGUCGAAGUCCAUUGGAUGUGUUCGAGAGGUUAGUCAAUUUGAUGAGUGUGGCCUAG
Messenger RNA from Heterobasidion irregulare TC 32-1, 1341 nucleotides. RefSeq lists its product as uncharacterized. Gene Ontology annotation, biological process: snRNA import into nucleus. NCBI's taxonomy places the organism in Eukaryota, Fungi, Basidiomycota, Agaricomycetes, Russulales, Bondarzewiaceae. Gene Ontology annotation, cellular component: nucleus; cytoplasm. Bases 1 to 1341 code for a protein of 446 amino acids. The transcript is spliced from 5 exons. The record is from RefSeq and is a predicted model, not a curated record.